Messenger RNA from Zonotrichia albicollis (white-throated sparrow), 2001 nucleotides. The record is from RefSeq and is a predicted model, not a curated record. NCBI's taxonomy places the organism in Eukaryota, Metazoa, Chordata, Aves, Passeriformes, Passerellidae.
AUCAAUUCUAUGAUAGUUUUAUCUGCACAGAAAAGCACCAGCUGCCAGAGUUAUGGACAGAAGUACAUAAAGCAGAUCCACUCUGAAGAAGAAAUUCGAAAGCAAAAGGCAUAAAUUGUUCUGCAGACUCCACUUGUAAAGGAUAAUAUGGCUGGGAGAGGUGUCUGCCUUCAGAAAUCAUGGCCCAAUGCCAAAUGUCUGUUUUGGUUCCUUCCCCACUGCUCUUGUGGACCCUUUUGCUGGCAGUGACAGAAUCAGCCACAGAGAUUACUUCACAUCUGCCCUGGAGGCCUGGUCAUUUCCAUUUUCUGUGAAUGCUUCAUGCAUGGGAGCUGCUCCAAGCCAUGUGUUACAUUGAUGCUCAGAGUGACUCUACCAGAGCACACCUUUAAAAUUUAGGUAUAAAAGUUACCUGAAUCUAGAAGACAGGAAUCUAUUCUGAAAUGGGAAGGUGGCUCCUGUUUCUGAGAAGACGAGCAGGGUUUUUAAGAAGUUGGCAUUUGCACUAGACCAGAGGGGAAAAAAGACAACAGUCAGAUCAGUUCUGCUGGCCAUGACACAAAGUGGAAAUGGGUGUCCCUAAUUAUGGAAAUAAGGAACAAUGCCCAACAUCCAUCAGAAAGCCAGGAGACUGGUUUGGAAGAGGAGCUGAUCCUAAACACUGUGGAAUUCAAAGAAUCCAAGUUCUCCACAGCAGCUGCUUUCACAAACUCAAGAUGUGAAGAUUUAAGGACUGUACCAUCUGGAGUGAUCUUCAGUCUCAGCCAUUUCUUUAGCUCCAACUCUUUAGUUCAUUCUUGGAGCUCCAGAAGUGCAGAGCACUUGGACUGUGGGACUUCUGUGCCUCUGUCAAUGAUCACAUACAGAUGGUAUGAAAACACAGAGAUCCAGCGGGUUCCCAUGGCAUUGAGACAAAAUUACGUGGAGUGGAGAAUUCCUUCUGAGAGACUAAAAAACAUGGAGAUGUUAUGGAUGAACGAGGCCAGACUUUCUUCAGAGGAAAAGGCUCUUGUUUAUUUAAAAAGAGCUACAGGAGAUGGAAGGCCUGAGAUAGGCUCAGACCCCCAUGCAACAAGUAAAAAAACCCAAAAACAGUGUGUCUACCCCACAUGCACACUGGGUUCUCCAGGAAGCAUUCCUGUUUUGAGGAACUCAAGUUCCCCAAAAGAGCUCCAAACUCCACCGAACUCCCAUUUUUACAACGCCCUUUGGGUCCAGGAUUGGUGAGUUUUGGAUCCACUUGGUGAUUGGUUUGUUUCUGGCUUUCCUGUUGGUCGAAUGAUUGGUUAGGCCUUUCUCCCAAGCUCCUUCUGCGGUGCUGGUUUCAUUGCGCUGACUCUGUUCCUGGAUGUUAUUCUGCCCCUUUGGACCAUGCCCCCGGUACAUCCUGGACCCUUUAGAACUUGCUAAGAGCAUUGACUAAUCCCCUUAAAACAAUAACUCCCCUUCCCAAGGUUACGAUAGUCAACUCAACCUUAACUCAAUACAAACUGAAUCUCACUUAUAACAACUAUGCUUCUAUUAAAAUAUCAGACACCAAUUUUUUUAUUACAUUGGGCCUAUCCUGGAAAUUCAUGAAUCAGACUCUUGUGAGAGUCAGACACUGUUGAUUUUUCCAGCUCUUCUUGGAGGGAACUGCCAUGUUUCAUCACACUGACCCAGGGUCAAAGAAGAAUAGGACAAAAAAAUGUUCAUAUUCAGCUUCACCUUGGAGAGUCUCAUGGCAAAGGCCUCAUAUUCAAAACUUUAUCUAGAAAGGUGGAUUUAAUAAAGUACCAUAGAAACAGUGAAAUCUAUUUUGAAGUUAUCUUUAAAAUGUCAUGACAUAUUUUUAUUAGUUUGAAAGAUACUUAAAAUUAAGCAUGCAUAUAUAUUUAAAAUAAUUAAAUCUCCAAAAUGAAAAAUUGUUUCUGUCAUUGAAAAUGACGAAUUUUUCCUGUUGUCCAACUGCGCAGACUUGCAUAGUGCCAUUAAAAUAGCCCAAAUGAAAACUUAAAAUGA